Molecule: messenger RNA, 1296 nt
Organism: Lathyrus oleraceus (garden pea)
Lineage: Eukaryota; Viridiplantae; Streptophyta; Magnoliopsida; Fabales; Fabaceae
Exons: 4
Coding region: 1-1296 (431 amino acids)
Source: RefSeq, a predicted model, not a curated record
AUGCCUUUGUCGAACACUUCAAUAGCGGUGUUGAGGCAGCAAAUGGAUGAUAGUAACCAUGAGUUGCUUAAUAUAUUAACUAAUCAAAUGGGUACAGUUUUUAAUCCUGUGAUACAGGAAUCUGCUGAAACAAAUAGGCAGGUGGCAAAUCAAUUGACGCGCUUGUGUAAUUUUCUGGGAGCACCGGCUCGACAGAUGGCACAAGUGGUUAGGCAAACCGUUCCUAUUCAAAUGGAGAUAGGGGCAGCAGAAGAUGAAACAGUCCACGAGGAACAAGUCCUUAGACCCCAACAAAAUCAAGGCGUCGAAUCAGGAGUAGCAGGACAAAGGAUUAUGGCUAGGAAUGGUAUGAGUGCCACAUUGCAAAGGCCAAUAUAUGCUUCCCCGUUGGCUGAGUUUAUUCUCCAAACUGAGGCACCUAGAGGAAUGAAAGUGCCUAAGUACACUAAGUUUGGGGGAGAAUCUAGUGAGUCGAUAAUAGAGCAUAUUGCCAGAUAUCUAACACAGACAGGAGAUUUAGCUCAUAAUGAGUGUUUGAGGGUAAAAAACUUUUCUUCCUCUCUGACUAAGGUUGCCUUCACAUGGUUCACUUCCUUAGCCCCAAGUUCGAUUGAUUCGUGGGCCAAGAAGAAAAUAGACCCUACUUUUGUGAAGAGUAUGUCACAAUUGGCUGAUAGAGUUCGACAUCUUGAACGGCUAAGAUUAGAAAAGGUUAGAAACAAUAAGGCUAAGAAACAAAAAGUGGCAUUUGUUGACUAUCACGCGACGGAUCCAAUAUACGAGGCUGAUUAUGCCUCAUCGACCGAAUUAGAAAUAGACGUGGCUGAGUUAAAGCCAGGAUCUACCUAUGAGUGUCGAUCAUUAAUUCCUGCACAAGGAAAAAAUCCUGUCGAAGACAAUCCAAAGUUCCCCUCGAAAACUUAUACUUUUUAUGUGACAAAGUGUGAGGAAAUUUUUGAUUUGGAUCUGGUUCAAAAAGCGAUUCAAGAAGGCAUGCUGAAAUUUGUUGGCCGUAGAAUGAAGAUCAACGCUGACCCUCUCCACCAGGAGGAAGCUCUAUUCGUGGAGCCAGUCGAGAUCAACAUGGUCGAGAUCACCGAAUACGAUGAGGCCGACAUGCUGGAGCAAACUUGUAAAAGCCCAGAUAUCGAUAUAGCUGAAGUCUACCCAAGGGCUGACGAAGAUUUGGUAGAUUUCCUCUAUCGCUGCAAGAAUAAGGGUUCACAAGUCUGCUUGUGCACCAGAUGUGGUGCUGUCACCGACAAAAUAGUUGCUGAAGAUUUUCAGAAGCUAUAG